Messenger RNA from Salvia splendens (bonfire salvia), 402 nucleotides. RefSeq names its product ethylene-responsive transcription factor ERF096. Lineage: Eukaryota; Viridiplantae; Streptophyta; Magnoliopsida; Lamiales; Lamiaceae. Gene Ontology annotation, molecular function: DNA-binding transcription factor activity; DNA binding. Gene Ontology annotation, biological process: regulation of DNA-templated transcription; ethylene-activated signaling pathway. Bases 1 to 402 code for a protein of 133 amino acids. The record is from RefSeq and is a predicted model, not a curated record. The transcript has a single exon.
AUGGACGAAAAUCCCAAAGAGAGCAGCAGCGGCGCAAAGUUCCGGGGCGUGCGGCGGCGGCCGUGGGGGAGGUACGCGGCCGAGAUUCGCGACUCCAACCGCCACGGCGCCCGGGUUUGGCUUGGGACGUUCGGCACAGCUGAGGAGGCGGCCAGAGCAUAUGAUCAGGCCGCGUAUACCAUGAGAGGACAGCUGGCUGUCCUCAAUUUCCCCCACGAGUAUCCCGCAUUCGCUUGCCGGUCCUCAUCCUCGUCCUCGUCGUCAUCCUCGUCUUCGGCUUUAUCCGGCGUGGCGCCGAGAAAUGAAGUGGAGGAGGGGAAACAAGUGAUCGAGAUUGAGUACUUGGAUAACAAGUUGCUGGAGGAUCUUCUUGAAUUUGGAGAAAAAAAUACAACUAAAUAG